Molecule: messenger RNA, 1606 nt
Organism: Arabidopsis arenosa
Lineage: Eukaryota; Viridiplantae; Streptophyta; Magnoliopsida; Brassicales; Brassicaceae
Source: the annotation of a GenBank genome assembly
AUAGAUUCGUUCUCGAUACAAGAAUAGAUUCUGAUUCAUCGCCAGAUCCAAAAAUGGUGCUGUCGCAAAAGCUUCAUGAAGCAUUUAAAGGGACAGUGGAGAGAAUGACAGGUCCUCGUACGAUCUCGGCGUUCAAGGAGAAGGGAGCUAGGGUGUCUAUAGCUGCUCGAUGUUCAAGCCAAUUGAAAGACAGAUAUCUUCUCUUUAUGUUUCUAAGCUUGACACCAUGGCUUUUCCUGUUAACUAGGGAAUCUGGUGAUCCAUACUUGCCCUCAGACAAACAGUUUUUGAUUACUAGAAAUGUACCUUGUCUACGGAGAGCUGCAUCUGUGGCUGAGGAAUAUGAAGCUGCUGGAGGUGAAGUAUUGGUUGAUGAUGAAGAUAAUCAUGGUUGGCUAGCGACACAUGGGAAACCGAAAGAUAAAGGAAACGAAGAUGAAAACUUGCCAUCAAUGGAUGUCUUGGAUAUAAACGAGAGAAACGCUAUCCAAUCAAUACCCACGUAUUUUGGAGGUGAGGAAGAUGAUGAUAUUCCAGACAUGGAAGAGUUUGACGAGGCUGACAAUGUGGUAGAAAAUGAUCCCUCAAGGAUGUUGCUGCAACCUGAACUUGUCAUGGAAGAUGUUAGCCAAGACCAUUCUCGUAAAACGUAUUUCGUUGCAAGUUUUGUUUGUAAGUGGAAGGUUCUGAAAUGGGAAGAUGUAGAAGUAGGGGAACCAAAGGAAGGUGUUUACAAGCCGGCUUCUAUGCCCUUCACACCAGGUAUGGAGGCGGUUGGAGAAGUGGUAGUUGUUGGGUCAGGAUUGACUGGGAGAAAGAUCGGUGAUCUCGUCGCUUACGCUAGAAAUCCAAUGGGUGCUUAUGCAGAGGAACAAAUCCUUCCAGCUGAUAAAGUGGUUUAUGUUCCUUCAUCUAUCGAUCCUAUCGUUGCUGCAUCAGUCAUGCUCAAGGGUAUGACCGCACAGUUUCUCCUUCGCCGCUGCUUCAAGGUCGAACGUGGGCACACGAUUCUGGUUCAUGAUGCAGCUGGUGGAGUUGGGUCUCUGUUGUGUCAAUGGGCAAAUGCGCUUGGAGCCACCGUCAUUGGAACUGUCUCAACCAAUGAGAAAGCAGCUCAAGCUAAAGAAGAUGGAUGCCACCAUGUGAUUAUGUACAAGGACGAGGACUUUGUUUCUCGGGUCAACGAUCUCACAUCGGGCAAAGGAGUCAAUGUUGUUUAUGACUCAGUGGGAAAGGAUACCUUUAAGGUAAUGUCUGGACUCGGGAGUCAAUUGUUGUCUAUAUCGGUUUUAAGCUUUGGACAAUCCUCUGGAACUCCAGAUCCGGCUCCAUUGUCUGAUCUUGCUCCAAAAUCGCUCUUCUUGACAAGACCUUCUAUGAUGCAAUACAAUGAAACUAGGGACGAGCUGUUGGAAUGUGCGGGAGAGGUUUUCGCCAAUGUUGAUGCCGGCAUCUUAAAGGCUCGUGUGAGUCACAAGUACCCUUUGUCUCGGAUCGCUGAUGCUCACGCAGAUCUCGAGAAUAGGAUCACUUCUGGCUCCGUUGUGCUCUUGCCGUGAUAACAUUUAGUGUUGUUAGUAUCUUCCAAUAAAGGCAAUGAGAAAUA